AAUAAGACAAUUCCUUUUAAGCCCAGUAAUAAAGUGGACCAAAACUAAAACCCCCAAAAUACAACUAUAGUGAAUACUGAAGAAGAAGAAGAAGAAGAAGAAAGAGUAUCCCACCGUGUGGCCUCUAAAUAAGAUUAUAUAUCAGAAGCAAGAUGGAGGAGCAGUCGUUUUUCAGUAACAUGAUGACGAAUCUUCGGUCCACCUGCAAGUAUUAUACUGGAUAUCCAAAGGAUUUUGGUCCAUCCAGGGUUAUCCAUUUCACUUCUGAGCGUGAAUUUGUUCAUCUUUUACAUCAAGGUCACCCGGUCAUCGUUGCAUUCACUAUCAAGAGUAACUACACUAAACAUCUUGACAAAGUAUUGGAGGAAGCUGCUGCUGAGUUUUAUCCUGAAAUCAAAUUUAUGCGUGUUGAAUGUCCAAAAUAUAUUGGAUUUUGUAUGACACGACAAAAGAAGGAUUAUCCAUUUAUAGAAAUGUUUCAUAGCCCAGCACAAGCAAAUAAUCAAGGAAGAGCCGCUGAUCCAAAUGUUACAAAGUACUCUGUUAAAGUUCUACCUUAUAACUAUGAUGUCAGUGCAUACGGGUUUAGAGAGUUCUUUAAACGCCACAACAUAGGGUCGUUCAGCCACAAGUAAAAUGGCGAUCCAAUGAUAUUCUGGGACCUUUGUAAUGCAUAAGUAUACGUUGUUAGAAUGCUUCUUUAAUUCAUUUGGUCAAAAAUCUCCAGAAGUAUGGCGUCUUUGAGUUCUUGCAAAGUCUUUUUCACUCGGGCCACAAAUUUGUUUUGCUUGCAAUAUAGGAUAGAUUAAAACAUGUGUAAUAGUUCGGAUCAAGAAAAUCAAAUAUGAAAGUUCAUUUCACA
Erigeron canadensis is the source of this 862-nucleotide messenger RNA. RefSeq lists its product as uncharacterized. The record is from RefSeq and is a predicted model, not a curated record. The coding region runs from base 153 to 635 and encodes 160 amino acids. The transcript is spliced from 6 exons. NCBI's taxonomy places the organism in Eukaryota, Viridiplantae, Streptophyta, Magnoliopsida, Asterales, Asteraceae.